UAUAAUUAGUUUGGCAUAUUACUACAUAAUAUGUUAUAUAAAGUAUUUAAUGUAUUGGUGUAGCACAUAACACUUUUUAAAUCCUACAUUGAUUAAAUACUAGAAUUACGGGUUAUAUGUCUAAUUUUAUUUAUUUGCAAUUAUUUGUGACCCACUCGUUCUCUGAUAAGUAAAAACACAACAAAAUACCAAAUAAUUGAGAGUGGUGAAACUCAGGAACAGUCCAAGCAACUUGUGUCAUUUUAGAUCAAGGCUUAGAAUUCCAUCGUGGUCCCUUCAUGGUGUGAUGUGCUUCAAGAAAAGAGGAAACAGGAAGCCCGUCAAAAGGAUGUCCUCUCUUAUGGAGCUGAAGGAAGUCUUCCAAAACGCUGAUGCCGUCUGCUUUGAUGUGGACAGCACGGUCAUCAAAGAGGAAGGCAUCGACGAGCUGGCGAAAUUCUGCGGCGUCGGAGACGCAGUGGCCGAAAUGACUCGAAGAGCGAUGGGUGGCACUGUAACGUUCAAGGCUGCUUUGACUGCCCGGCUAGGCCUCAUCCGCCCCUCCUAUGAACAAGUGCAGAAAUUGAUAUCGGAGCAUCCGCCCCAGUUAACACCGGGAAUAAGGGAACUAGUCAACCGGCUCCACCAGCGAGGUGUCCAGGUCUUCUUAAUCUCCGGGGGGUUUCAGAGCAUCGUGGAACACGUGGCUUUGCAGCUCAACAUCCCAACAGCAAACGUCUUUGCCAACAGGUUGAAGUUCUACUUCAAUGGAGAAUACGCCGGUUUUGAUGAGACGCAGCCAACUGCUGAGUCGGGUGGCAAAGGACAAGUCAUUAGUUACCUGAAGGAGCAGUUUCAGUUUAAGAAGGUGGUGAUGAUUGGAGACGGAGCAACAGAUAUGGAAGCCUGCCCACCUGCAGACUGUUUCAUAGGCUUUGGAGGCAAUGUUGUGCGGAAACAGGUCAAGGAGAAAGCCAAGUGGUACAUCACCCAUUUUGACGAAUUGCUGAAAGAACUAGAGGAACGAUAAAUUAUGAACUAGGCUUAUUUUAUUAACACGUAUUGUAGCUAGAUGUAUAACUAUGCAAUUAAACAUAUUAUUAUUGUUGUUUGCAAA
Messenger RNA from Podarcis raffonei (Aeolian wall lizard), 1096 nucleotides. RefSeq names its product phosphoserine phosphatase (gene PSPH). Bases 287 to 1009 code for a protein of 240 amino acids. Gene Ontology annotation, cellular component: cytoplasm. The record is from RefSeq and is a predicted model, not a curated record. The transcript is spliced from 7 exons. Gene Ontology annotation, biological process: L-serine biosynthetic process; dephosphorylation. Lineage: Eukaryota; Metazoa; Chordata; Lepidosauria; Squamata; Lacertidae. Gene Ontology annotation, molecular function: L-phosphoserine phosphatase activity; magnesium ion binding.